AUGACCGACUCAAACUUGUUUUCUCCUAAACCGAACCAAAUAGUGAGCACCACGGAGGCCUCAGAACGCGCUGACUCGCUUGGCACGAGUGCAGAGUCCGGCGCGCUGCGCAGCGACAGCAGCACAAGCCCAGGAGGAGUGGGGCGACGCUCGCCACUGGACUUGUUAUCCAGCGGACGCAACGGCUACCCGAGCACAGAACUCGAGCCGGUUCAGGAUGAAGAACACCUUGGUGCAGCUCUGGAUCAAGCGUUGAACUAUGAAUUACGUAUCAUGGCUGGGAACUCGAACCGCGAGCUCGCUGCUGCGAUUGCCCGCAACCUAAAGAUCGAGCUGAUGGAAGCUGAUGUUCGGCGCUUCUCCGACGGUGAGAUCUAUGUGUCGAUCAAAGAGAACGUACGGGGUAAGGACGUUUUCGUCGUCCAAGGAACUUCGCCGCCGGUGAAUGACAACAUCAUGGAGCUGCUCCUCAUGAUCGAUACGUUGAAGCGAGCGUCGGCGAAGCGCAUCACCGCUGUGAUGCCUUACUUUGGCUACGGUCGUCAAGAUCGAAAGUGUGCGCCUCGAGUUCCCAUAUCCGCUCGCUUGAUGGCGGAUCUUCUCGAAGUGAGCGGUGCGCAUCGCGUGCUUGCAUUCGAACUCCACGCUGGGCAGAUCCAGGGCUUCUUCCGGAUCCCUGUGGAUCAUAUGUAUGCAGUUCCGGUUUUUGUCAGCUACCUGCUGGAAAAUAAUUUUGACGGCCUCGUGGAUCCUGUCAUUGUCUCGCCGGAUGCUGGCGGUAUGGAGCGCGCUCGGGCGUUUGCCAAGCGCUUGAAUGCGUCGCUCGCGAUCAUCGACAAGCGCCGGAGCGGGCCCAAUGUCGCACACGUGAUGCACAUCAUUGGUGAAGUCCACGAGCGUGAUUGCAUCAUCAUUGAUGAUAUGGUGGACACCGCUGGGACGUUGACUGAGGCGGCCAAGGCUCUGAAAGACCACGGCGCGAAGAAAGUGCACGCGUACGCGGUUCACCCUGUAUUGAGUGGUCCAGCGCUUGAUCGCAUUCGCGAGUCUGCGAUCGACAAGGUCGUUGUUACGAACUCAAUCAUCGUAAGUGAUGAACGGAAGCGGAAGAGUGGCAACAAGAUCGUGCAGUUACCAGUGGAUAUACUGUUCAGUGACUGCAUCAAGCGCAUCCAUCGGGAGCAAAGCGUAUCCUCUUUAUUUGAUCAGUGA
Messenger RNA from Cyanidioschyzon merolae strain 10D, 1212 nucleotides. Its product is annotated as probable phosphoribosyl diphosphate synthetase; ribose-phosphate pyrophosphokinase. The record is from RefSeq and is a predicted model, not a curated record. Gene Ontology annotation, cellular component: ribose phosphate diphosphokinase complex; cytoplasm. Gene Ontology annotation, biological process: purine nucleotide biosynthetic process; 5-phosphoribose 1-diphosphate biosynthetic process. The transcript has a single exon. Lineage: Eukaryota; Rhodophyta; Bangiophyceae; Cyanidiales; Cyanidiaceae. The coding region runs from base 1 to 1212 and encodes 403 amino acids. Gene Ontology annotation, molecular function: magnesium ion binding; ribose phosphate diphosphokinase activity.